GGAAGUUAGAUUAAAGUCUCACCUAGAUAUAGUGUAUUUGAUUUGACGAGACCACUUUUUAUUUUAGUAAAAAAAAAAGAGAGACUCCAUUAAAAGCAGAGAGAGAGAGUAGUACGUCAAAAGGCAAAAGCCAAGCCAGAAAAUAUUUAAAGCAACAACGUGAAGCACUUGAAAACACGAUUGAGAUAUAUCCAACCAAACCAAAAACCCUAUUCGUUGUAGCUACGGCGGAUUUGGCGGCGGCGGCUAAGUGUUUUAGUGUUUUACAAGUUAACCAAAUAAGCCAUCACCGGAAUCCAGUGCAAGAAAUCUCAAUCCACCCUUUUGAACACAAUUCUUUACUUUCUCAAUUCCUAAUUCCGAGGAGCAGAAACAGCAGCAGCAACGGCGUUUGGCAGAGCAAUAGUAACGGUUACUAUAGCUAUGGAUAUGGAGGAGGAUACGUGGAGAAGAGACAACUAUUCCUUAAGAGCUACCAAUUCUCGAGGAAACAGAGUUUCACAGAGAAGAUUAAGAUAUCCAUGAAGAGAGUGGUGAAGAAAGUUGUUUGUAUGAGGUUGAAAUCUGCUAGAAGAUUGAAACGCGUCGUUUGGUCGCGGCUGAAAACGGCGUUUUUCUACCGCCGUAGACGUUUCCUUCGUCUCCUUCAUCCAAACAAAUCCUCUUCCUACUGUUUCUACUAGGUUUCUCUUUUCUCUUCUUGUCUCUGUUUUCUUCGUUGAUGUGUGUCCUGCAUAGUUAGCUGCGUGCUUAAAAUUAAGAUUUAUGUUGUUUUAUUCACUAAAUGAUCUUGUUAUGUUUAAGGAUUGUGGUCAAAAUUUUCGACUUUUUGUUUUGUGAUUUAGAAAGAGACUUUAGGAUAUGAAAGAUCAUGCAGGAAAUGAAAUGUGAACCUAUCGUCAGAUUCAGUUAAUGUUCGUAUUAUUAUAUCAAUUAAUGUAUUUUGUGAAUCAUAGUCAUAACGCAAUAACGUAAACGAGUCAAGUUCCUCUUUUCUCGUGUCCUCUUCCCCAACAAGUCAGUGAUACGUUUUCGUAAGCGAGUCUGUUUUUCUUACCAAUCAUUUUCUAAAGAU
Messenger RNA from Arabidopsis thaliana (thale cress), 1075 nucleotides. RefSeq lists its product as uncharacterized. The record is from RefSeq and is marked reviewed. NCBI's taxonomy places the organism in Eukaryota, Viridiplantae, Streptophyta, Magnoliopsida, Brassicales, Brassicaceae. The coding region runs from base 522 to 683 and encodes 53 amino acids. The transcript has a single exon.